CUGAAACACCCGGGCCUCGUGGGGAUUGGAGAAAUAUCAGCUUCUGUGUUUGGGGGUCUUGUUUCCACAGUCAUCAAAGGUUAAACUCCGAGGUCUUCCAUUUUGUUUGUCCGGCAUCAGCGCGACUGUUAUGUGCUGCUGAGAAAAUGGGGGAGCGGAGCGGAGCGGAGACAUAGCAGUAGGUGGGAGGGGCUUGCUAACUGUGACGUCACUUGCUGCGUGGAGGAGUAUAGGCUGUGCUGUCAAGCCUGUGUCAGUCUGAUGAAGAUUGGCAUGCAGGCUCUUUGAGAAGACUUGGACCCUGGGCCACCACGGCACGGCGCAAGCACAAGUCAAAGCUGCUGUUAUGCUGCGGGCGAGCUAACUUCUCAAUGUGACGCUAUCCCAUGAUGCAACAUGUGUCUCCGGCACCUGCAGUGAUAAUGAUGGCCACCCAGCGCGUUCCUCCACCAUCGUACCAGGAGAGCCAACAGAUGACGGGCACAACUCAGCAGAACAACAAGACCCCACAGGUCCAUAUCCCAGCAGCCACUGCGGGAGGAAAUAACUCUGUCAGCGUGACCCUUGACCCACAGACUCAACUUGAGUCUGACAAGAGGGCUGUUUACAGACAUCCGUUGUUCCCCCUGCUGGCAUUGUUGUUUGAGAAAUGCGAGCAGGCGACGCAGGGAUCCGAGUGCAUCACGUCCGCCAGCUUUGACGUGGACAUUGAAAACUUUGUUCACCAGCAGGAGCGGGAUCAUAAGCCUUUCUUCAGUGAAGAUCCAGAGCUUGACAACUUGAUGGUUAAAGCUAUACAAGUGUUGCGGAUCCACUUAUUGGAGCUGGAGAAGGUCAAUGAACUCUGUAAGGAUUUCUGCAACCGAUACAUCACCUGCCUCAAAACCAAGAUGCACAGUGACAACCUCCUUCGUAAUGACCUGGGGGGGGGACCGUAUUCUCCCACGCACACCAAUCUCACCAUGCCCCAGGAACUCAGUCAGACCUCGUCUCCGUCCAUGACCUCUGUGUCCAACCCUACGGGGAUUGUGACAGCCAGUGGGGCUUUGCAACAGGGCAAUAUUUCUGUAACCACCAUCAAUUCUCAAGUGGUGUCAGGCGGGACGCUAUAUCAGCCGGUUGCCAUGGUGACUUCGCAAGGACAAGUGUUAACGCAGGCACUGCCGCCGGGAACCAUUCAGAUCCAGAAUUCACAAUUAAAUGUUGAUCUGUCAGCUCUAUUGGACAGCGAAGACAAGAAGUCAAGGAAUAAGAGGGGGGUCCUUCCCAAACAAGCCACCAACAUCAUGCGCUCAUGGCUCUUUCAGCAUCUCAUGCACCCGUACCCAACAGAAGAUGAGAAAAGGCAAAUUGCUGCACAGACAAGCUUGACGCUUUUGCAAGUGAAUAACUGGUUCAUCAAUGCUCGGCGGCGUAUCCUCCAGCCUAUGUUGGAUGCCAGUAACCCUGACCCAGCUCCUAAAGCAAAGAAAAUGAAAUCCCAGCAUCGUCCCACACAGCGUUUCUGGCCCGACUCCAUUGUAGCUGGAGUUUUGCAAACACACAGAUCCCAAACGGGAAACAAUUCAGACGACCCGCUAAGCCUAGACAGCCUCCAGUCGCUGUCAUCGGACUCUGCCACUCUGGCCAUGCAGCAAGCCAUGCUGGGAGCUGACGACUCCAUGGAUGGCACCGACGAAGAGGAGGAGGAGGAGGAAGAGGAGGAGGAGGAAGAGGAAGGAAUGGAGGAGGAGGAGGAGGAAGAGGAGGGGGAGGAGGAGGAUGGAGAGAAUGAAAACAAUAGGGGACAAAGAGACGGCAGCAUAGAGCACAGAGAGGAACUGGAGUAGUCGGAGAGGAAGGAGGGACGUACUAGACGUCCAAUAAAUCCAUUGACCUCACAUCCAUUCACAUGGCUCAUUUCGGAUUCCGACACAUUGCACUCUUGCCAUAUUCAAUCUGCAUUUGACGGCAUGCAAAACAAUCAGGGCUUCUUCCAUUGAGAAUCAAAUAUGACCCGUACAGGAUAAUAAGCGAUUUGACUUCAACUGCAGUGGGCUUUACGAAAGAAAAUGCUCCAAAUAAUCCAAUGUGAAAGAACUUUAUGCUUGGGAGAGCCUGAUGUGUUCGACUACUUUCAAUUUCCUCAGAGCACAGAAACGCACGAGUUUUCGAAAAUGCAAUAUUUUUGCUUGCCAAAACAACAGUAGUUACUCAAAACAAAGGGGGGUGGGUGGGUGGUCUGGGAGGGGACGGGCGUGGGGCCAUUUCGAAAUAUCUGCACAAUACCUGUUCAAAUAUGGGUUCUCAGGUCGGACAAACACUGAGCAUUUUUCUUCCACUCGCGCGGCGCGCCAUCUUUGAGCUACCGAAAGCCUAUUAAGCAUGAUCCUUGAACUUGACCUUUGAACUUUCUGUUGGACAUAAGCAAAUUUGAACAUGGUAGGCAAGUGUUCUUGAUGGGUGAAGAUUUGCAGAAUUUCUUUCGCUUUUUGUUUUUGCUUGGGCUCAUAAGGCCAGCUGAAGCAAGAUGACAAUGAUGGCUGCUUGUGUGCACAUUACAGUAGGUCCUUCCGGCUCUGCUUGGCUAUUUUGCGUGAUAUUGUUUGAUGCUGGAACAUGGCAACUCCCCGACAAACUUUUCAUCACACUCUUUGGAAUAUGGGACUGAAUAAGCCAUCAUCAUUGACUAACUGACUUUUUAAAGGAAGAAAACCAUUUUGCAGAAGACAAACAAGUUGUGGAAGAAAAGUCUGCCAUUUUAUGCGAAAGAAAGAUUUUCAAGAAACUGGGAAACAAUUUUCAUUCUGUUUUGUACGAAACUACAAAUGAGAUUCACUCAUUUCGAUGGUGAAAAAGUCGAAAGGAAAAAAAAACCCAACAACCCACGUUCUAUUUCAUGUUCUGAGUGGUGACUGUGAAGUAUGUUGCUCAUUAAUCUUAUUUUCUCCACUGCUUUUCUUUUCUUUUUUUUAACUCGAUCUUCCAGCGCAAGUGAUAGACGACGGGGAGUAUUUAUAUUUCAUUUGUACACUUCUUGUCAUAAUCUACUGUGUUUCAAUAGACCAAUUUUAAUAAUUAAACGAUGUAAAUGGA
Messenger RNA from Syngnathus acus (greater pipefish), 3075 nucleotides. RefSeq names its product pbx/knotted 1 homeobox 2 (gene pknox2). The coding region runs from base 387 to 1829 and encodes 480 amino acids. NCBI's taxonomy places the organism in Eukaryota, Metazoa, Chordata, Actinopteri, Syngnathiformes, Syngnathidae. The transcript has 13 exons. The record is from RefSeq and is a predicted model, not a curated record. Gene Ontology annotation, biological process: regulation of transcription by RNA polymerase II. Gene Ontology annotation, molecular function: RNA polymerase II cis-regulatory region sequence-specific DNA binding; DNA-binding transcription factor activity, RNA polymerase II-specific.